GAGUUAUAUCUACAUAUAUGACAUUCAUUCCUAGAAAAAAAUUAUUGAGAAAAUAAAUAAUUUUCCAUAUUAGUUUUUUUGUGUUAAGUAAAUGCAUAGAAUAAUUACACUUAAUUUUAAUGAUAAUUUUUCCCAUUUAAAUAAGAUUUAUUUCUUCUCCCCUAGGAAACCUCACCUUUUUAUUUUUUUAUUUGUUUUUCAUAUAACUAUUUUACAAAGGAGAAUACAUUGAUUCCAAUCAAAAUUCUUUAAUAUAAUCCAUUCUGAAUUGGCACAAGAAUCUUGUUUUUCGAUUGCAAUUUGGGAAUUUUAAGGGUCCAGUAAAGAGGAAAGAGCUCUCUAUCGAGAAAAAAGUUGAUCCACUAAAGAGGGAAGCGCUCGCUAUCGAGAAAAAGAAGAUGUUAAGAUUAUUGAGUGAAGUAGCAAUGGUUGGCAACACAAAGUCUCCUGAACAAGGUCUCAUUAGUACUGUUCUUCCUUUGCUUAAACUUCUUUCACUUGCAAUUUUUGGACUAAUUCUUGGUCACAAAAAGACUCAAAUUGUCCCAAAAGAAACAUUCAAACUUCUUAGCAAACUUGUCUUUGCACUUUUCUUGCCAUGUUUGAUCUUCAUUCACUUAGGACAAUCAAUCACACUCGAUAAUUUCGUGCAUUGGUGGUUUAUACCAGUUAAUGUGUUGUUGAGUACACUUGUUGGGUUCGUGUUAGGUGUGUUAGUAGUCAUCAUAUGUCGUCCACCUCAAGAGUUUACUCGAUUCACUAUCAUCAUGACCGCGUUUGGUAACACGGGGAACCUUCAUUUAGCUAUAGUUGGCUCUAUUUGUCAUAGUAUAGAUCAACCUUUUGGACCUGAUUGUAAAAGGAAUGGAGUUGCUUAUGUUUCUUUUGCUCAAUGGGUCGCGGUGAUUCUUGUUUAUACGCUUGUUUAUCAUAUGAUGGAGCCUCCGAUGGAGUACUAUGAGGUUGCCGAUGAAAGGGAGAAGGUGGAGGAGGAGCGCGGCCAGCAGGAGGAUAACGGAGUUAGCAGGCCGCUUUUAGUUGAGGCUGAGUGGCCUGCCAUUGAGGACAAAGAAACAGAAAACUCGAAAACAGCCCUAGUCGCGAGGAUCUUUAAUUCUGUCUCAAAUCUUUCGGUAGCCAAUGGACCUGAUGUCGAAAAUGAUAUACAUGAUACAGCUGAUGAUCCCGAGCCCAUUAGGUGUUUGGCUGCACCUAAAGUAAUCAAGAAAAUGAGAACAGUUGCUGAACAAACACCCGUGCAGCACAUACUUCAGCCCCCAACGAUUGCUUCUCUGUUUGCCAUACUCGUUGGGAUGGUCCCUCAUCUAAAGGCGUUCACCUUUGGAUAUGACGCUCCACUGUCUUUCAUCACGGAUAGUUUAGAGAUCUUAGCCGGUGCAAUGGUGCCAUCGGUAAUGCUUAUCCUCGGAGGAAUGCUAGCUGAGGGGCCUAAUGAAUCCAAACUUGGCCUCAGGACUAUGAUUGGGAUAUCGGUAGCAAGGCUUUUCGUGCUUCCUCUGUUGGGGAUUGGGGUGGUUACGCUGGCUAACAAGAUGAAUAUUCUUGUCGAGGGCGAUCAUAUGUAUACAUUCGUGCUUUUGUUGCAGUAUACAACACCCAGUGCAAUCUUGUUAGGAGCCAUUGCCAGCUUGAGAGGUUAUGCAGUAAGUGAAGCCUCAGCACUUAUUUUCUGGCAGCAUUUGUUGGCACUUAUUUCACUGUCAUUGUACAUUGUUGUUUACUUCAAGAUGUUUUCGUUCUCGUGAAUAACUAUGCUGCUCGGACCCUCCAAAAAUACUGUCGUACUUAUAACGGAUCCUCUUUUGAUGCUCACUAAUUUAAGUGUAUCAAAGGUAACUACCUUCUUUGGUU
Molecule: messenger RNA, 1872 nt
Organism: Capsicum annuum
Lineage: Eukaryota; Viridiplantae; Streptophyta; Magnoliopsida; Solanales; Solanaceae
Product: protein PIN-LIKES 2-like
Exons: 3
Coding region: 399-1766 (455 amino acids)
Biological process (GO): endoplasmic reticulum to cytosol auxin transport
Cellular component (GO): membrane
Source: RefSeq, a predicted model, not a curated record